Messenger RNA from Scophthalmus maximus (turbot), 3043 nucleotides. Its product is annotated as basic proline-rich protein-like. Lineage: Eukaryota; Metazoa; Chordata; Actinopteri; Pleuronectiformes; Scophthalmidae. The transcript has 2 exons. Bases 1 to 882 code for a protein of 293 amino acids. The record is from RefSeq and is a predicted model, not a curated record.
AUGAGGACGUGGAGACAUGGAGACAUGGAGACACGGAGACGUGGAGACGUGAGGACGUGGAGACAUGGAGACGUGGAGACAUGGAACCAGAGAGUCGACCCCCUGCCCUCCAACCAUCGGGACUCGACCCCCUGCCCUCCGACCAACAGGAGUCGACCCUCUGCCCUCCGACCAACGGGAGUCGACCCCCUGCCCUCCAACCAUCGGGAGUUGACCCCCUGCCCUCCGACCAUCGGCCUCCGACCAACGGGAGUCGACCCCCUGCCCUCCGACCAACGGGAGUCGACCCCCUGCCCUCCAACCAUCGGGACUCGACCCCCUACCCUCCGACCAACAGGAGUCGACCCUCUGCCCUCCGACCAACGGGAGUCGACCCCCUGCCCUCCGACCAUCGGGAGUCGACCCCCUGCCCUCCAACCAUCGGGAGUCGACCCCCUGCCCUCCGACCAUCGGCCUCCGACCAACGGGAGUCGACCCCCUGCCCUCCGACCAUCGGCCUCCGACCAACGGGAGUCGACCCCCUGCCCUCCGACCAACGGGAGUCGACCCCCUGCCCUCCGACCAUCGGCCUCCGACCAACGGGAGUCGACCCCCUGCCCUCCGACCAUCGGCCUCCGACCAACGGGAGUCGACCCCCUGCCCUCCGACCAACGGGAGUCGACCCCCUGCCCUCCGACCAUCGGCCUCCGACCAACGGGAGUCGACCCCCUGCCCUCCGACCAUCGGCCUCCGACCAACGGGAGUCGACCCCCUGCCCUCCGACCAACGGGAGUCGACCCCCUGCCCUCCGACCAACGGGAGUCGACCCCUGCAUCCGGACACAAAAGAACUGCUACCACCCUUCUUUGGAACUUUGUGCCUUCAAACAAAAUUCAUCAGUGAUACUUCUGAAGCUUGUUUUUGUUUCUUUUUGCUGCAGGACAGAGGGAACGUCGGCCGGAUGUGGGAGGCCGCGGAUCGAGCUGCUGUGUCUCUCUGGAGAAAGAAAAAAAUAAUAAUCUAACGGAACCAGGACAAAUGCAACUUCUGAUCAUUUUAACAUUUUUCUACAACUCGUGUCAGUGGUUUUACUUCGUAUCAGAAGAAAAUCCCUUUCUGUGCAAUAUCAGUCGAUAUAUUUACGUGGCGUUGUCGUGUGGACGUAGACUUUGGACAAACUUUUUGGUUUAUUUUUGUAACGAUGUUUUCCUGAUUUCUAUUUUUCUAGAACAAAAAGACAGAUGAGGGGAGAAUAAUAAUAACAUAUAACCAUCUGAAUACGUUAAAAGGAGCGAGGACGUUUGGUUGUUGCUCAAAAAGACGAUUUGUUCAAGUUCCGUUUCCUCAACACGAAUCCCGUCCUGCUCCAUCCGGGGCCCAAAGCCAUAGCCUGUCUCAGACGCACCAGGCACUUGAACACACCGCGCUCCCUGAACAACAGCAAGAUGCAUUCAGGGUCUCACCGUCUGGGACCGACGCCACGCUCGCUCCUCUCGUCAGCUCACUUCAGCUGUCGGACUCUUUUGUUCAGGGGCUUGAAUCUGAAGUAUUUCGUUUCUCUACCUUUGUGUGGCCUGUUCUUCUCGCUGUUAUUUUGUACUUCCUCCUACAUAUCAGUCAAGCAACUGUAAGUGACAUAAGUGCACGUCGGAGAGAAUGAAUGAAUGAAUGAAUGAAUGAACGAGUUGGUGCCAGAACGGGAGGUGAAAUACUGUAAAUUCUCAAAUAAACGACAGACGACAGGUGUCAGAAGAAAAAGUCAGGACCAAAUUAAAUGAUGUGGAAAAAAAUAGACAUAGCAACAAACCAAACAACACUUGGAUUUCUCAUUCUGUUUUGUGUAAAAUGAACAAACAGGAGUUUGCUCGCUAAUCUCACAUGUUUCUUGAAAAUAUUAUCUAAAUACAAUCUUUGAAAAACAUCUGGAAUCACUCAACAACACCUGCUGCUGUUUGAAGGUAUUUCAGAGCCUCUUCUUAUAAUAUGGAUGAAAAACAUAUAUCACAUCUGUUGCCCAAUUCAGAGCAAAUGAACCGAUCCAAACAAGGCGGUAGCUAUAGCAACUACAUAUCUCAGCUUUUAUGACAUGGAGCAAGAUCUUAAAGUUCUGUUGUAUUUCUAUAUUGAUGUUCAUUUCUUUAACUCUACAUUUUAAUACACAAUAAUAUUUUUAUUUAAUGAAUCAUCUCUCGUAUCGAGCAGAGACUUUAUUAUGGAUCAGCGGAACGAGUUGUUGAGCGACAGAGAAGUAAAGAGACACAUGAUCUUAAUAAUAUCGAGUCUCUGUUCAUAAUAAUACUUAUUUAUACAACAAACCGCGUUUAACCGCCGCGGGUCGGUUCGCGUCGCCAAAGUCAAUCGGAGUGAGACCUCCUGUUCCCGGAGGAUCCCGGAAGACGACGAGCGGCGAGUCGGUCCGGGAUCCGACCGACUGGACGUGCGACACCGGCAGGGGAAGGAACCGUCCCGCUCCCGGGUCCCGGUCCCGGUCCCGGUCCCGGUCCCAGGUCCCAGGUCCCAGGUCCCGGGUCCCGGGUCCCGCUCCCGCCUCUUCCUCGGACCGUCGCGAGGGUCCGCGCCAUAUUUUCUUUUUUCAAAUCAGCCAAUCAUCAGGCUUAGGAGAGGUCGACGUCAUGAGGGGGCGUGUCCUUGGAAAGGCAGCUCGGAGGUAUGUUUCCGCGACCAAGAGGGAGCUCGUUCAUUGGUUUGCUGUUUGCGCAUGCGUGUUGUCCAAGGCCUCGGACACUGUGCUGUUCACACUACGUGACUCUCCAGUCACAGAGAUCGAGUGGCCGACGUCUGGGAUCCGACUCAGGACAAUGAACUACGUUAAGAAUCAAACCAAUGUUUUUAGAUUUGGUGAAUUCAAUGUUAACUUCCUAUCCACUGUUAAUUGACCUCAGGGGAAACGUCAUGAGGUCUAAGGUGAAGAGGAGAACUGAUGGACUUAGGACAAGUCGACAGCUGCUCAGAGAAUCCGUCGUCAUGUGACGUCGUGGUGAAACGACACAUUUAGAAGAUGAACUACAAAAACCUCAGUGGCUCCAUCAGCAUGUUUCAGUGU